AUGACUAAAUUAGGCGUUGUUUUAAUCAUCUACAUUGUGCUGAUCAAGGAAACUGUUUGGUCUGGAAAAAAUGUGGUUUGCUAUUUCGGUAGUUGGGCCAAUUAUCGGGCCGGAUUGGGAAAGUUCACCGUGAACGACAUUGACCCAACUCUAUGCACGCAUCUAAAUUACGCAUUCUUCGGCCUCAACAUAGAUGGCACGGUGGCAAUUUUGGACAGCUGGCUAGAUCUGCCGUCGGGGCUAAAUUUCAUUCAGCAAUUCAAUAAUCUAAAGCAGAAAAAUCCGGGCUUGAAAACGUUGGCUGCUAUCGGGGGUUGGAAUUUGGGUUCGACUCAAUUUUCGACUGUUGCUAAAAGUGCCACGCUGAGAAGCAAAUUUGCAGUGCAAGCUCGACAGUUCUGCCAAACGUAUGGAUUCGAUGGGAUCGACAUAGACUGGGAAUAUCCGGCUCAGCGCGAGGGCUCGGAUGCAUCGGUUGAUAAAGCCAAUUUUGUUUUAAUGCUUGGAGAACUGAACACCGAGCUUAAAAAGUUUGGUCUUUUACUAACUGUCGCUGUGGCAGCCUCCGCUAGUUCUGCCUCUAUUUCGUACGAUAUUCCUGGCGUAUCGGAAAAUGUCGAUUACAUUAAUUUGAUGGAGUAUGAUUUCCAUGGUUCUUAUGAUGGCGUAACUGGAGAAAAUGCUCCUCUUACUGCUGGACCAGCUGAUGUGACUCCGCAACAAAAAGAACUCAAUGUGAUGAACAGCGUUGAGUAUUGGUUAUCCGAAGGAGCGCCAGCUUCGAAGCUAAAUCUUGGAAUGCCGUUGUAUGGUAGAACUUUCACGUUAACUAAUGCAAAUGUUAACGGGGUGGGUAAACCAACCUCCGGUGCCGGACAAGCAGGUCCGUACACAGCAGAAGCAGGAUUUUUGGGCUAUAAUGAGAUUUGUGAAAAACUGUCGGCCGGUGGUUGGACUCAAGUUUGGUACGACGCACAGAAGGUUCCGUACGCCUACAGCGGUAAUCAAUGGAUUGGAUAUGACAACGACAAAAGCUUUUUGGCCAAGUGUGACGUGGUGAACUCUUAUGGUUUAGCUGGCGGCAUGCUUUGGUCAAUUGAAACUGAUGAUUUUCUAGGAAAAUGUGGUCGAAAGUUCGAGCUGACUGCAACCCUGAAAGAUUGUUUAGCGUCCACUUCGACUGCAACAACUGCAAAACCCUCUACAACAACGGCAACUACCACCAAAACAACAACCAAAACAUCAACUACGACUGCUAAAACUCCUACAACGGUAACAACCACUAAGGCUUCUGCUACGACGACAAAAUCAUCUAGCACAGGACCGUUUGUUUGCACAACAACAGGAUACUUCAGAGAUCCCGUUGACUGUAGCAAAUAUUACUACUGCUCUGGAACAACUCAAUACGCUUUCUCGUGCCCCGCUGGUUUGUACUUUUCACCUCCAAUAUUAGCUUGUGACUGGCCGGCCAAUUUUAUGGAAAUCAAUAAACCAUAUCUGCAUCACUAUCUGUUUAGUCUUAUGUUCUACUAUGAGAUCAUCCAGUUGCGCCUUUCCUCUUUACAAGCUCAGUCGCCUUCGCCUCAGCGUAUUCCGAAAGUACCUACUUCUUCUGACCAGGGAUGGUCUUGA
Molecule: messenger RNA, 1632 nt
Organism: Sabethes cyaneus
Lineage: Eukaryota; Metazoa; Arthropoda; Insecta; Diptera; Culicidae
Product: acidic mammalian chitinase-like
Exons: 6
Coding region: 1-1632 (543 amino acids)
Biological process (GO): chitin catabolic process; carbohydrate metabolic process
Cellular component (GO): extracellular region
Molecular function (GO): chitin binding; chitinase activity
Source: RefSeq, a predicted model, not a curated record